Molecule: messenger RNA, 2232 nt
Organism: Fusarium tjaetaba
Lineage: Eukaryota; Fungi; Ascomycota; Sordariomycetes; Hypocreales; Nectriaceae
Exons: 6
Coding region: 1-2232 (743 amino acids)
Molecular function (GO): nucleic acid binding; zinc ion binding; 5'-3' DNA helicase activity
Source: RefSeq, a predicted model, not a curated record
AUGAUUCGACCUGACAACUGCUCGGAGGCACCCCACGGCACCUCGUUCUAUAAUGAUGGCAACGCAAACUUCACCAUCCAGCUGAUCAUCCGGUUUUAUCGAUCGUUCAAACCUGUCCACGUGCGAGACGAGUCGCGAAGGGCCUCGGUUCUUACCAUCGCAGCUUAUCGUUCGAAGAUGCAUGAUGACGAAUUCUUGUUGGAUCAGGUCGCAUCUGCUGAGCUGCCCAAGUCACUCAUCGACGUCCGUACCAUUGAUGACUCUCUCAGUCACGAGGCUGACUACGUCUUUAUCGAUCUCACUCGAACUGACAAGCACGGGUUCCUCAAGAACGCCCAGCGAAUCAAUGUGUCAGCCUCUCGCGCACAGUCGGUUCAUUUUUCAUCGGUCCGGGCAGCAAAGUUUCCCUCGUCCACCCCAUCCGUCAUCUCGGGGAAAACGGAUCUUUACCUCUCCUGGUGUAUGGCAUCCAACAUUGCCUUCUUUGGCCGAUGCGAGCUCCAGCAAUCUAUCCUGGGGACUGUCAACGAUGGUGUGGGUGAUGACUACAUGCCAGACCGGGAAGUUGAUCGGGAUGAUGACUCUGUUGGAACUGAAAGGGGCCUCCAAGUUGCACGCCAGUUCAAUACUGAUAAAAGAGCACAAGCUUCUACCUCUCUUCUCAAGGUCUCGCGCACCAAAGGAUGCCGUAAAGCGGGAACUCUUGCGAACCAAAAUUUCGAAGAUAACAUGAGCAGUUUCAACGGCGUUGAUUCUGACGAGGAGUUUCUGACGUACAGUACUGUCCUUGUCAAAGCCAAUCAUGCCCACAAGGCCGUGAUCCCCAGAGAAGUCGAGAAACUCUAUGCUUCUCAGGUGUCUUCAUGGGGCUGUCUCUCGACAACAGUGUUGAUUCGACCCGACAACUCUGAAGAGUCGAAGAGCGGAAACAGUUUAGCAAACCGUGCCAACGCCAACUUCGCGGCCGAAGUCCCUCUGGAUCUGGUUGAAGUCCGAACUGUUGACGACUCACCCAGUCAUGAAGCGGAUGUCGUCGCCCUCGACUUGGUGCGCACUCUGAGGAAGGGUUUCAUCAACGAGCCCCCUCGCAUGAAUGUCGGUAUGACCCGUGCUCGUAUUGGUCAGUUCGUGAUAGGCCCGGGCAAAAAGACUCCUCUUGAGUGGCCCUUGAACCACCUCGUUGCUUUCCUCGAGGAACGAAAAGCAGUCAUCAAUCUCAGGGACCGCUGCCAUUGGGACUUGACGUGCCAGAACUGCUGUCAGCCCGGUCAUCUCGCUACCAACUGCAAAUUCAAGCCGAAGUGUGUUCGGUGUGAUGGAGCACCCCACGCGACUCGCAACUGUCCUCGCGCGGAGGAGGAUGCCAUCUCGACAUCCACAUCCGAACCGAUCACUGCUGACGGUGGCAUUCAGCGAAAUGUUCUCAACCCUCCACGGGUCAACUUCUCCGAUUCGAAGCGAUCUACCACUCGCGAGGAAGCGUUCGCUAAGGCCAACAAACAGCAGGACGCAAUGCGCAAGGCCUAUCGUGAUGCUCUGUAUGCGCUUCGCAAGGACAGGAAGGACCAAGACGUUGAGGAUCUUGGGACUGAUGAACAGGGCGAUGAUGUGUCUGAUGAUGAAGAAGCAGGCAACGAGGAAGCAGGGCUUGAUGCAGGAAAUAUAUCGAAACGAGGAUCCUUUGGAUGUGAGCACCGUCUAUUUUCCUGCGGAACCUCGAUCUCCUCCGAUAAACCGGAUUGGAGUGCCAGCCAGCUUUUGGAGAGUAACAAGGGACCGAAAAGGGCUAGCGAAUGGGACGCUGAACUGCUCAAGCAAGACGAAGCUCGCAAGAAAUGCCAACCGGCAUAUUACACUGUCACUGUUAACAAGGGGUUUUCUCUACAGUUCAGUUGGAAAGAUGCGAAAGGAAAGAUCGGUGCCUCUGACAAGGUUAAGCUCCAGCCUGACUGGGACAUGACUCUAGCCGAAUUCGAAGCCAAGUUCAGACACGAUUUAUACUGGGAGAAUGCAAUGAGGUCCUCCAAUCGCGAUCUUACUAUCGUUACGGGUCGUUCUAUGCUACGAAAGUUCGCUGAGGCUAAGGCAAAGGGCUCAGCCUUCCCACUCGGUGGCGAACAUCUGCUCGGUGACCUUAUGAUGAAGCCGCUGACUCGGGAUGUUGACGAUGCCACAAUCGCGAAGAUUGAGGCACAUAGAGCGAUGUGCGCGCAGAGAAUGGCGGCUCUUUGA